This is a messenger RNA of Amphiprion ocellaris (clown anemonefish), 2558 nucleotides long. RefSeq names its product zinc-binding protein A33-like. Gene Ontology annotation, molecular function: protein binding; zinc ion binding. The transcript is spliced from 9 exons. NCBI's taxonomy places the organism in Eukaryota, Metazoa, Chordata, Actinopteri, Pomacentridae. The coding region runs from base 337 to 2013 and encodes 558 amino acids. The record is from RefSeq and is a predicted model, not a curated record.
GCUGUCACACAGUGUGUCUGUGUCUGUCAGAGACGAACAGAAGUGGAGGAGUCGCUUCACACUUUUUAACUCUAUAUGUUUACAUUCAGCUUGUCCUUUGGUCAGAAAACAUACGUGCUUUUAUUGCUGUUCUUUGAACCAACUGUUCAACCGCUCACUUGUGCAACAUUUGAACAGAGACUUGUGAAAACAUGUUUUACCCAACGACUGCUCAAGAAAGACUGACGUAGCUACUGUGGCGUCUACAUUAACGUUUUUGCACAGAACACUGUUACUGAUAAGUAACUGUGUGGACCUCAUGUAAUCAGAAUCCUAUUUGACCAGGCGACACACACCAUGGCCACCUCUCAGCAGUCCAUGUUUAAAUGCUGUAUUUGUCUUGACGACUUCACCGAGCCCGUCUCCACUCCCUGCGGACACAACUUUUGUCAAGUCUGUAUAAACAAUUACUGGGACUCAUUAGACACGAUCCAGUGUCCACUUUGCAAGCAAACCUUCAACAAAAGGCCGCUGCUGAGCGUGAACGUCCUGCUCAGAGAUCUGAUCGGGCAAAAACAGACAAAAACCUCCCCGGAGGAGACCAACCAGACCCACAAAACGCCAGAUAUUCUGUGUGAUGUGUGUGCUGGAGAGGAGAAGAAAGUGAAGGCAGUAAAGUCCUGUCUGCUCUGUGAGGAAUCUUUCUGCUCUGAACACGUGAAACCUCACCAAGAUGACGAAAAGCUGAAGAGUCAUGAGAUGCUGGAUCCUGUCAGCCGACUGAAGGACAGGCUCUGCAAGCAGCACAAAGCUCCUCUGGAACUGGUUUGUCAUAGUGACCUGACUUGUGUGUGCGUGUUGUGCAUCAAAUCCAACCACAAAGACCAUCAGUGUGUCCCUCUGAAGAACCGCUUGGGAAAGAAAAAGGCCAAGGUGGACCGAGAACUUUCUGAACUGCGGCAGCAGAUCAAGGACAGGAGAAAGAUAUUGAGCGCAGUUGAUGAGUCAAUGGAGCUCAGUCAGGAGAACACCACAACAGACAUUGCGGACGUCCUGGAGAUCUUCACUCACAUCAAAGAAGCAGUACAAUUAAGUGAGACGCGACUUGUGUCAGCGAUCACAUUGCUGCAUAGCAAAAGUGAAAGUCGCAACGAGACUAUCAAAGACAAUGUUCAAGAGGAAAUCUCUGAACUGGAGGACAGAAAAGAUGAACUGGAUCAUCUCUCCCAGAUAAAAGACGACAUCCGUCUUCUACAGAGUCUGCAUUCUCUGAGUGAGCCACCGACUACUAAGAACUGGUCAGAGAUCAGCAUCUACAGUGAUUCAGCAGUGGCGAGCGUGAGAAAUGGAGUCAGUAAACUUCUCCUCGAACUUCACAACAGGAUGCAAAAUGAGACGAAAAAAAUUGUUAGAAAAGGCAAGGAUAAGUUAAAAUAUUUUCUUUACAUAUUUAUCACCUUAAUUUCAGCAGUAAAGAGAAUUCAAAAAUAUGCAGUGGAUGUAACUUUGGACUCCAAUACAGCAAACGAUCAACUCAUCGUCUCCAGUGAUGGGAAACAAGUGAGAAAUGGAGGUUUGACUCAGAAAGUGCCGGACAACCCAGAGAGGUUUGACAUUCUACUUGGUGUGCUGGGAAAAGAAGGCUACUCCUCCGGUGCCUUUUACUUUGAGGUGAAAGUGGAAGGUAUGACAUCGUGGGACAUUGGGGUUGCCUUGGAAACAGUGGACAGGAAAGGCCUGUAUCAAGUCGGUCUCGAUAAUGGCUACGUCAUCCUGACGCUGAGAGAUGGGAAGAACCUGAAAGCCUGUGACCAAAAUCACGUGGAGCUCGAUGCCUCCAAGACCAUCAAGAAGGUCGGGGUGUUUGUAGACCAUGAGGAGGGAGAGGUUUGCUUUUAUGAUGUUGGGAUGAAAACCCACAUCUACUCGUUCACUGGCUGCAAGUUUCCCAAGAAGAAACUGCUCCCAUAUCUUAACACCUGCACGCACACGGAUGGGAAUAACUUUCCGAUGGUGAUCACUCCAGUCAAGUAAAAGACCCGGAUCAUUUUCCCUCUGAUGAUGGCACACUGUGUGUUUUUUUUUUUUUUUUUUUUGAGAUCAGCAGCACAGCAAACGCAAACUAUCUGAGUGAGAGCAAUUAAUGUUGUUGUCCUUGCUGUGUCAUGAGCUUAGGGGUACACAUAUAGUUUCCAGCCUAUACUGUUAAUGUCUGAAUGAUGUAUUCAGUGUGGAUGAGAAAAACACAUUGAUUUGCGAGUUGAAGUAGAUUGUGUUUGUUCAUAACGGAAACUGAGAUGAAGAUCAGAAUAUAUUUAAACACAGAUUUUAGACAUAAAUGCAACUAAUUCUCUGCAGUUGACCUACUCUUUCUUACCAGCAUUCAACAUAUAAUGAGCUCAGGCUUUGUUAAAUGAUACCAGCAUAUAAGAGCAUUAUACAAUUAAUUUCUUCAUGUGUUUUGACCAGACAGAACUGUCCUCUCUCGCCUCUGAAAAUCAUCUGUGUAGGGUAUUUAAGUAAUACAGGCUGGUCUGCAGUUAUAUUACACUUAAAUAAAAAUAUCUUUUCAUCAGCAA